Molecule: messenger RNA, 1489 nt
Organism: Branchiostoma floridae (Florida lancelet)
Lineage: Eukaryota; Metazoa; Chordata; Leptocardii; Amphioxiformes; Branchiostomatidae
Product: hemicentin-2-like
Exons: 8
Coding region: 218-1489 (423 amino acids)
Biological process (GO): cell-cell adhesion
Cellular component (GO): cell-cell junction
Molecular function (GO): cell adhesion molecule binding
Source: RefSeq, a predicted model, not a curated record
UCCUCAGCUCCCAACACUGAGGGGUGCGGAAGUUCCAGGUCAGGCUGGGCAGCAGCUAGUGCUUAGCUGUACAUCUUCAGGUGGCCAUCCACAGCCUCAACUUACCUGGUACAAUGGAACGAAGGCAUUUACGGAGCAAGACGUUAAUUUUGAAGAACAUGAAAGUCAAGUACAGCUUGACCUUACUAUCCGGCGUCUGACCAAAUGGGAUAACGGUAUGAAUCUGACCUGCAGAGCCAGCCAGCCAUUUCCGGAGAUCACUUCAGCUCAGGAAUCCUGGACGAUUUUGCGAGUGCAUUAUCCCCCAAGUGUGGCUGUUCCCAUUGCAUCUGUUCACGUCAUCGAGGGUGACUCAGCAGAUCUGACCUGCCUGGUGGACAGCAAUCCUCCUGCAACUAUCAGCUGGACAAGACCUGGCCGCCCUGCAUUACUCAGUGGCAAUAUCGGGCAGAAAACGUUUCGAAUUCCCAGUACAUCUCGUCAGGAUGCAGGAACUUACCAAUGCACGGCAGACAAUGGUGUAGCUCCCUUAGGAAUGGGGACUGUGACAUUAGAGGUUUUGUACCCACCGCUGAUUGACCCCUCCAUGGACGACAAGGUGACCGCCCUUUCAGAGGAUGAUGACUUCUCCCUGAACUGUCUGGUGGACGGAAAUCCAAAACCGAAAGUAACAUGGCGGCGGAAGAAUACAAAGUUGUACUGGAAAAACCCUCUCCGGUUCCACCGUGUGCGCUAUGAUGUAGAUGGAAUGUAUCAGUGCGUAGCAACAAGUGAUGGAUUUCUUGAGAAGACAAAGGAUGUUUUCAUCGAUGUUGUGGGAAAACCCUAUAUGGAAGAAGAAGGCGACACAGCGAUGGUAUCUGCCGAUACCGGGGAAACAGUGCGACUUGCUUGUACUGUUGCAGCUGACCCUUUGCCAUCUCGUGUCCAGUGGAUAUGGCGAAAUAAUUACGGGUUGGAAACCGAGCUAGAUAGUGCUGAUUUCCAUAUUGUCACAACCAGACGGAACCAGGAAAUGACGUCGUCACUGACCAUAAAGAAUGUGGCUGUGAAGGAUGGUGGAAGCUACAUCUGCCAGACAACCAACAUGUUCGGGACUGUCAAGCGAAACAUAAACUUGGAGAUCAAAGAAUCCAUUCCAAAGACUGUCAUGAUCCCAGCUAUCACUGGUGGAGUGGUUCUUCUGUUGACAGUCGCUGUGGUGGUUAUUAUAAUCAUUUGCAAGAGGAAGGGCUGGAUAUGCAAGUCUUAUCAAGAUGAAUUCUUUGACUUGUCCGCCUCCCGCCCGAUGCCCCCUGUACCGAAGUACGUGUACAAGACCGGCACCAUUGACUCCGGUGUGGAGGACCUGGAGCUACAGGAGAUGUACGGUACACUCAAGCCUCGGCCUCCGCCACGGAUGGAGAAGAAGUGGGAGUCGGUUGGACUUUCUUACUCAGGCCUGGUUCACUCGACAUCCCUUCCACCGUAUUCCGAUGGGGACCAGUAG